This is a messenger RNA of Cercopithifilaria johnstoni, 136 nucleotides long. Lineage: Eukaryota; Metazoa; Nematoda; Chromadorea; Rhabditida; Onchocercidae. The record is from the annotation of a GenBank genome assembly.
AUGCAUCUAUUCGGUACCUUCCUAUUGGUCAGUUGUGUUUUUGCAGCUCAAGCAUGCGGACCAUCACAAACAAUAAAAGGACCACCAGGACCACCAGGGCGAAGUGGGCCAGACGGAAGACGAGGGGAACGAGGAG